AGUCUCUUGCCUCAUUAGGUCUAGGAAUGUUUUUCCUAUACUAAAGCUCUCAGUCAUUUCACUAAGAAGCUCUCAAACAUCUGUGAUGUGAACCAGGAAGGUAUCAAUGUUGUUCCAGGAAUGGGAAUAGAACUUCAUGGAAAUAUAUUUGGCUGCCUUACAUCUGUCUAAAUAAGUCAAGUCUUUAAGUUGUGGAAAUUUUCCACUAAAUUCUUCAGGAAUUGUAUGUAUGGCAAGCAGGACUUUCCAGCUUUGCAGGAGCUGUGGGAUGCUGCAAUACAGGGCACCAAAACUGAAAACAUGGGCACUUUUUUCCUUUGCUAUAUCUUCUCCUUUUCCCACUACAGGUGGAAAUGGAACUGAAUGAAAAAAAGCUCUACUAAAGAAAGCAGCUAAGUUUUUUAAGAGACUGAGAUUAAAAGAUUCUCUUCAGGUUGCACCAUGCUAUUCUGUAAUAAUAUCAGCAUUUGCUGAUCUCUCUCACAUCUGCAAAUGUAAACAUGGCUUUACAGGAACUGAACACAACAGGCUCAUGCUGUGGACUUGGUUCUUAGCGUGUUGCCCUUCUCUUUGGAUAGGCUCGAAUAUUGCUAAGAAAAAAAUUCAAACUCUCGCUGAAGAAAGACCACAAUGGGUUGUGCUGUACAUAUAGUAUUCAAGGAUACACCUUCUUUUUAUGUGAGCUAAGGCUUUAAGUAAACAGAAAGCAAACUGGAACCACAGUUGUGCAAAGCUGUAUUCAGACAGGAAGCUCCAGAGACAGAAAAUGCUGUAGAGGUUGCUCUUAGGUGACUUUCAUGAUCAGAGACUUUGCAUUACACGGAACUGUGUAUUGGGCUCUCCCAUCAGAAAACGUCUUCAGAAGAAGCCAUUGGACUUCACCUUCAGAAAGGCAAAUUUCUACUUUAGAGAUCACGUCAUCCUCCUUCCUGUGAAAUAAUAUGAACCAGAAGGUGUUAGUUUUCCUUCUCCCAAAUUUUAUUUUUGGGAUAUUUCUUUUUGGAUUUUUCUGUAAGAGACCAAAAAACAUAACAGAUGCUUUUCUUAAUCCCACAGACAACUGGCUGGCAAUUCAAAAUGAUCGCAAAAGCACACUGGCUUCUAUCUGCCAAAAGAACAACCUUCUUAAUUUAAGAAGCAAAUUGGAUUCUCAUGUUGCAAACCAGCUCUUUGUGGAGCACAAACACAAAUUUAUCUACUGUGAGGUGCCCAAGGUAGGCUGCUCCAACUGGAAAAGAACUAUUUUUCUUCUCCAAGCAGACUUGAAUGCAGAAGCUUCUGAAAUUGAGCAUGAUCACAUCCACCAAACCUCACUGAUCAAAAAGCUGGUGACUUACCCUCCUGCCAUACAAAAGCAAUUCCUGAACAAUUACACCAAAGUGAUGUUCACUAGGCAUCCCUUGGAACGGCUGGUUUCAGCUUACAGAGACAAGCUUCUGCACUCUGAGCCAUUCUACAGUAUCACUGUUGCUAAUGAAAUUAGGGCAAUGUUCAGGAAAAAUAAAAAUUCUUCUGAAAAAGUGAGUUUCCAGGAGUUCGUCAACUUCAUUAUAGCAAAACCGCCAAAUGCUCUUGACAUUCACUGGAAACCAAUGUUUCUGCUCUGUGAUCCUUGCAACAUUCACUAUGAUGUUCUGGGUAAGUAUGAAACUCUUGGGUUAGAUUCUGAGCAUGUUCUGAAGGUCAUUGGAGCACCAGAGAGCCUGCACUACCCCAACUUGAAGAGGUAUGGCUCAGAGAAACGAACUAAUGGUGAUAUCACCUUGGAGUAUCUCAGACAACUGAACUCAGAUCAAAUUGAGAAGAUAAAAAAGUUGUAUCAAAUGGAUUUUUUCUUGUUCAACUAUACUAUGAAAUAUGAGGAUUAUUUUUCCCUGAAUGACUAAUGUAGGUUAAACAAAGAACAGUUUCCUUUGUCUUCACAGGUGCUUGAUAGGUGGGUUGGUGACUGCUGCUGAGAUUUUACUGGUGUUUGGAGACAUGGUUUAUCAUCCUAAGCACUCUUAUAACAAAUCCCUGCCAUGAGCUGCUGUACUGUACAGUACUUUACCUAUAUGAAAUUAUUAUCUUCCUGUUGAUCACUAACAGCAUAUGUUCGUUUUAUGAAGAAUGAUUAUAAGUGAUAGAUUUUGGUCUGUUGGUAAGAGGUAGGGGAAAGAUGAAGAAUGUUGUUUUUCACAAUGAAUAUUUUUUAGAACAUCAUUUUUUUAAUAGAAUUUAUUUUAAUUUUUUGUUAGAAAAAGACAUAUGAAGCAAUAAAUAAUCUGCUUUAGAGUCAAACCGCUCUCUGUCUGCAAGAGCCUCAGUCAUGAAUCCUGUAGGAAAAGAGCAAAUAACUUCAGAUGCUUGAAGCUGCAUUACACAGAACUUAAUGCCUGAUUAUAUUCCGCUCUAGCAGUGCUCUCACCACAGCCCACCAGCCUCAUCCCUCAAGCAGUAUAGUUGGCAGCAAUCCAGCCAAGGUUUCCCUUAUAUCUCUUCAGAAUCUUCUGAUGAGCAGGUCUGGUGUUCAUGGUGACUGCAAACUCUUUUCACCACCUCUGUGAGCAUUAUGGUCUGAUUUAAGAGGGAAGGUCUGAAAAAUGUGUCUUUUUUUUUAGAGAAAUAGUUAGAGGUACCUUCUAAACUGUACAACUGGGGUGGUGCAGGAUCUAAAAUCUCAGUGGAAAGGUGACUUUUAUCUAUUGUCCAAAAGCACUUACUGCCCAGUCAACUGACUGGCCAGUCAGCACAGGGGGGACAAAGUUUGGAGUUUCCCCAUUUGUGCCUGCUGGAGCCCAUGACCCCUUGGGACUUACCUGAGCAUUGCACCUAGGCGGAGCUGGGUAACCUCAGAUAAUACAUUUAUUCUACCUGUUGCUUUCUCACCUCUCAGGAGACUGAGUGAAAAUAAAUUGUAGAAUUAUGGUGAGGGGAGCAAUGAAGCAUGUGGGAGACAUAUUCUUGUAUACUUCUUAUAUUCCUAGGUGGCUUUCGGUUUAGAUCACGGAGGGGUCUAUAACUGCUACUAUAGCAAGUACCAGACUUGCCUCAUUUUUUGAAAAAAAAAAAAAAAAAAAAAAAAUUGCCUAGUGACAUUCAAAAUUAAUAUGUGGCCAUAUUAAUUGUAGCAAGUUUUAGAAACUAAUUGUGAGUAUUAACACCACCUUUAGGGGAUGUCAGUCUCUCAGGAGCUAACUUGAAAAUCUCUCAAAUGCACUUAGUUUCUAUCAGCUAUAUCUGCAAAUGUACAGACUGGCAGGCUAGUCUUGGAUCCAAAGUUGGCUCACAGCUUCUCAUUACAUAGAAAAGGAUACUGACAAAAUAACUUAAUCACACUGCAGCUACCAAUCUGUACAACCAUUGCUGCCAAGGGGAGGGGAAAGGAGACUGGGAAAAAUGAAUGCAAUGGGAUUUGAGUCAUGAGGGUUGUGAAGAGAGCUCCCUGUGCGGGGAGUGGAACGCAGGGGUGGUCUACCCCAGAGGGAAGAUGCAAUGAUGUAUUGGACAUCAGCUGGAGACACUGAUGAGAGCAUGGUGACAGGAGGCGGCAGAGGAAGAAGCUCUGUGAGUCUGUCCUUGACGGCAGAUGGUAUGCAAAGCCAGGACUACCGUUCAGUACAUCUGGCAGCUCUUGCAUGGCUGGCUAUUCCAUAAAUGGGCAGCUUUGGCACAGAGAGAGAUCCAAAGUGAGAAGACCAAGCAAGAACGGCAAAACAAUUUAAAAAAAAAAAACUUGUGAUUUUAUGCAGAGCGAUUCAUGGUUCUGGAUCUGACCCUCACCACCGCCAUAUUUGGCGUCCCCAGUCCCACUGUCCCCCGGCACUGGAUUACUCAUGCCACCCUGGCAGCCCUGUAGUUCACUUGGAUUUUUUUUUUUUUUUUUUUUUUCACUUUUUAAUUGUGCUGAGGCAGAGAACGCUGGAAAUGACUCCCAUCAAAGUUAAGGUUAUGCAGAGGGAUCCAGUCUCUUUCCUGAAUCAGAGCCAUCUCCAGCCACAUGCUUCUCCUACUUUCUUUGCCAGAUCAUGCAGAGGAAGAAGGGAAUAAGGUUUGCUUCAUAACUUGAUUCUACAUGAUAAAUCCCUCCAGAGCUAUAAGCUUCAGCAAAGAUACUUUAAUUUUGUAGCACCAUCAGCCAGCCUAGGAAAACUCUGAAGAAAUGAUACUGACAGAGUUUGAUAGGUGUCUUUGCUAUCAGCACUCUAGUGUUAACACUCCCCUCCUGUUUCUUGCUGUUAGAUACGAGUGGCUUUUUAUUCUUAAUUCCUCUUUCACACAGGAUCACAUAUUCUUCCUACAGUGGUAACAGAACAUGGAUGGCUAAUUCAUUCAUCACAAGCACCAGUCAGUAACAGAAAGCUAUCUAUUGAUGCAGAAAUAUCUCUGUAACUAUUGACAACAGACUUCCAGUUUUGACAUUUGCCUAUAAGAAACUGUAAGUAGUGCGUUGCCUGGAACCACUGGUUGCUGUAAUGCUGUUUAGCUGGUGAGGGUCUCAACAAAAAAAAACCUGCAGAGGACACGUGUGUCCAUGUGUGCACAUGUAACAAGUUUUAGGAAGCAGUGUCAUAGAAGAAUGGUAUAAGUUGUGCAUUACCAAUGCUAACAAAAUGAGAAUAACAGGUUGAUAUCUGUUGGAAAACAGAAAAAAAUGGACAUUACCUUAAAAAGGAUCUUGUAACAUUCCCCUGCGGGCUUCUUUCAAUGCUCAAUUCAAUUUACUGCAUUUCCAUUUCUGUAAGCUUGAGAAUACUUCCUACCCGCCCCCGCCCCCCAAGAGCUGCUGUGUAGUGGCACAGGAGUACAUAAGAACUCUGCAAUGUUUCAGAGUUAAUGAAAACAAUGGUGACUUGCUAUAUGUUAUAAAAAACUUUCACAGUUGGUGAAGAUGGGCAUGGAAGUUUGGGCUGAGCUCAAAAAAUGAGUCUGCAGGAGAAAAUUGCAAGGUCUUUAGUACUUGCAUUGAGUUGGCUGUAUUUUUUAGCGAUAGCUGUCUAAGCGGCAAUGCUUGUGGAAAACUCUGGUCUAUAUUUCCUAAUGUGAGAAUGACUGCCCAUUGUCCCGAGCAGGGGGGGACUGUACCACCUUGUUUAUUCCCCAGGUGAACCCCCAGGCUCAUUCCACUGGACGGCAUUGUAAGUUUGCUGAUGAAAGGGCUUACUGUUAUUUCAUUCUUGACAUUGUCAUGUACCAAAAGCUGAUGAAGGCUCUGGAUCCUGUCCUAGUCAGCCCACAAGAACUGCAAGACACCUGUAAACUUUGUGAUGAAAAUGAGAAGAUGGCUGUUUCUUCAUGGCCUGGGAGAGAGAUUUCCUGUACUCUCUUCCAUACAAGUGCACUGUCCAGAACAAAGGCUCUGAGCUGAGUCCACCUCUCUCCUGCCUUUGCCCAGAGAAGAAGCCUCAGUGGAGCUUCUUUCCUUUGGGUGCUGACUCUGGGUGAUGUUUUCCUGGGAAGAAAGUGGGUGCUUGCAGUUGGGAGCAGGGGUGGAGGCGGCAUGGUGUGGCUCGGGGCUUGGGCCCCAGGGUGGAUUCGAAGGGGCUAGGGGUGCCAUAAUUAAUCUUCUGAUUUAUUGUUAUAUGCCUGUGAUAUGACCAUUGCUAUGUUUCAUUUCUAAUAACCGUAAUAAACUGUAGUGAGUUAAUACAC
This is a messenger RNA of Grus americana (Whooping crane), 5631 nucleotides long. Its product is annotated as carbohydrate sulfotransferase 9-like. Bases 942 to 1886 code for a protein of 314 amino acids. Gene Ontology annotation, biological process: proteoglycan biosynthetic process; carbohydrate biosynthetic process. The record is from RefSeq and is a predicted model, not a curated record. NCBI's taxonomy places the organism in Eukaryota, Metazoa, Chordata, Aves, Gruiformes, Gruidae. Gene Ontology annotation, molecular function: sulfotransferase activity. The transcript is spliced from 6 exons. Gene Ontology annotation, cellular component: membrane.